AUGACGGGAACUAGCAUCGCGCACCAUUUCCUAAAGAACAGCCCCCAAGAUUGGCCUCUCCGCAUCGCCAUGGUGGAAGCUCGACAAGCCUGUUCCGGUGCCACAGGCCGUAACGGUGGCCACAUUCGCCCGUCUUCGUAUGCAGAGUAUGAUCGAGCGAAGAGCUUCGUUUCAAAAGACGAAGCAGCAAGGAUUACGCGUAUGAGGGCCGCCCACAUCAACGCGCUCAUAGCGGCAGCGAAUGAGCUAGAUGAUGAGGGGCGUGAGGCCUCAGAAGCGAGGGUCGUGGACAGCAUAGAGGCAGUUAGGCAGUUGAAUGUGCUUAAGAAGGAAGUGCCGGAUCUUGGGAUCGAGUUCACGGCUUUUGACCAGGAGGAAACGCAAAAUCUAUCUCUCCGGUGGGAGGCCGCAGGCAUGAUCACGGGUAGCUCGAAGGUCGCAGGCGCCAUUUGGCCAUACCGAUUCGUCACGCAUAAAUUCAAGUCGCUCGUCGAUAAGUAUCCAUCAUUCUUCCUCGACAUAAAUAUGCCAGCUCUCAAUGUCUACUCAACCAACGCUGGCAAUGCAAUGCUUGAGGUCACAACAUCUCGCGGCAAGAUCCAAGCUCGCCAUGCGAUUAACGCAGUCACUGCUUGGAUUCCCCAUCUAGUCCCAGCUUGGUCUUUAUAUCGGGGUGGCUUGAGUUAUAUCGUACAAAUGCCACAGAAUGGAGAGUUCAUGUUUGGAGGUGGGUGUGGAGGAGAUGGCGCUGCGAACACUACCAAUGUCGACACCGAUGACAGUCUCCCUCCUAAUCACGGUACGGCCGCGUAUCUUAACGGCGCACUACCAGGCUACGUAGGGUAUGACAAUUGGGGGCCUGAGAGAAGCGACUUCCCCUCCGAAAACGGUUCUUUUAUUUUUCCUGGGCGAACGAAGAGGGUCUGGACUGGCAUGGAAGGAGCAUCUUCCGACGGCAGGCCGCUCGUCGGUAUGAUUCCAACUAGUGUUACCCGCCGAUCGGUUGGUGCUAUUACAACAAGUGCGCAAUGGAUUUUGGCGGCUUAUGAUGGAGAGGGCAUGUGUUUUGCAUGGCUUUGUGGACAAGCGCUUGCGUCUAUGCUGCUUGGUAGAGAGAAACGCAGCAACCAAACGCACCCAUAUUGGUUUCCUUUAUCGUUCGAGCUUACUGAGGAGAGAAUGAACAGCAGUAGUAGAGGUCGCUCAGCACACUUAGUGAAAUAUCAACAUUAG
This is a messenger RNA of Bipolaris zeicola 26-R-13, 1233 nucleotides long. RefSeq lists its product as uncharacterized. NCBI's taxonomy places the organism in Eukaryota, Fungi, Ascomycota, Dothideomycetes, Pleosporales, Pleosporaceae. The record is from RefSeq and is a predicted model, not a curated record. Gene Ontology annotation, molecular function: oxidoreductase activity. Bases 1 to 1233 code for a protein of 410 amino acids. Gene Ontology annotation, cellular component: cytoplasm. The transcript has 4 exons.